Molecule: messenger RNA, 2046 nt
Organism: Peniophora sp. CBMAI 1063
Lineage: Eukaryota; Fungi; Basidiomycota; Agaricomycetes; Russulales; Peniophoraceae
Source: the annotation of a GenBank genome assembly
AUGCUGCCGGUGCACAAUCAUUCAGUCGUCAUCACGCACCCAUCCCGCUAUCGCUGGUUGCUCGCUAUCGUCCUCGUAGGCGCGACAUAUAGCCUCGGAACGUACUACUGGGCCGAAGACCCCGUCACGAACGUCGAGCCGGCCGUCUCAUACGUCGACGUCCAAGACCCCAGUUCCAGCCCAGUCCCAGAACCCGAAAGUGAUGACACAAGCGCCGUCUUCGUCUCGUCGCCUUCGAGCGGCGACUUCUAUAUCCCAUUCAAGCUGUCCGAGACGUGGCGGGACCGCGGCUCGCCGUUGGCAUACCAAGAGCCGCCAAUAGAGUGCCUGGAGAAUAUGUUCAGCGUCGGCGCCGACUGCGAAGGCUGGAGAGCCGACCAGACGAUGGACGUUGUCUGGUCCUGGGUGAACAGCACCGACCGCGUGUGGAGAUACGCGCAUGCGCUCAUAGCGCACAGCGCCAGCGGGAAGCCGGGCAAACCGGACGUGAACUAUAACGCGCCGAUAGAGCAUCUGCAAAAUCUGGACGAGCUGAGGUUUUCUAUGCGGAGCGUGUUGCAGCAUUUUCAGCCGUAUGUUCGGCAGUUCAACUUGCUUGCUUCCGAUUUCUCCGCUCCUGACGAGUUCCGCACCGAAACCGCCUUAUCAGAAGAGCAUCGACUAGGGCAGCUACCUCAAUGGCUCGACCGCUCGCUCGCCGUCGCAGAUUGGCACGACGGGGUAGUCAAGCUCUCUGUGCACCACCACGGCCGCUUCUUCGAUCCGUACCAGGAUACCACGUUCAACAGCUUCGGCAUCGAGAGCCAACUGCGCAAUCUGCACGGCGUAUCUGACGUGUUUGUAUAUCUGAACGACGACAUGUACUUCUUGCGAGAUCUGCAUCCGGCCGACUUCUACACAUCAGCGUACGGCCUCGUAUUCCGCUUCGACCUCAACCUGCUCGUGCCCCCCAAACUCGACACGCGCCCCUCGCGCGGCGAAUGGCAGCCCCUCCGCGAAUCCAACGUCCUCCUCUCCAACCGCUUCGGCGCGUCCAACCGCCCCUACACCGCGCACAUGGCCAAGGCGAUGUCCGUCUCGCUCCUGCAAGAAGCAUACGCGACGUUCCCCGAGGCGUUCACGCGCACGGCGGCCCGGCCCAUGCGCGACGUCCAUAAGACCGAUCCGGGCGAUCUGCAUACUGCGUGGCUUAUGCCGCAUUUUACCGUCGAGCGGCAUCGGGAGGCGCUGCUGUGGUCGUGGGCUGUUGGACGGUUGGGCGGGGACGAUGAUGGGUGGGAUAACGAUAAGGCCUGGAGCGCGUUGGGAGGGAAGGGGGACGAGGAUGUUCGCGUUGGGCGAGUACAGAGGAGCGCGCUGGACGAGAAGGUCGUUUCGCGAUCGCUUAGGCGCGCGGGAUACGAGCGGCCUGGUGCAACGGAGUACCUCUUUACGUCAGCCGACGGCUACCCAUACUACCACCUUCGCAAGGGCGGCAAAGGCUACCCCAACCUCUCAGCCGACGAUAUCUGCACAAUCAACCGCGCCGAAUGCUUCCCCGCCGACCUGACCAGCGCCAGCGGCGCCUUCGCGCACCUCGCCUUCAUGGCGCCCGGCUGCGGCGACUGCAUCAUCAACCGACUCGUCCAGCGCUCCGGCCGCGCGGGCUUCUCGGAGUUCCUGCCUCCGCCUGAGCGGGAAGUCGCGCCGGCGUCGCAUGGAUAUACGCCCAAGACGCUGCCGACGGUGGAGCGGUGGGAGGAUGGCCAGUUCGCGCUUACGGACGUGCUUUCUUCCGCGACUACGAGCACGAUCAACGUGCGCGAUUUCGUGCUGCGGCUGCUGGCGCGGUACCGCUUCGUGCUGGGCAACAGUCCGUCGGAGUUUGUGUUCUUGCAGGGAGUGGGGAGCGCGAAGAAGGGCGUACAACGGCUGCCCGCGAGCAGCGACAUCGCUUUCGCGUGCAUGAACGACGAUAUCCGCGGUGACGGCCACGCAGUCGCUGAGAUCUUGCGAGGGUGGCAGAGCGAGAGGUGGCCGGUCGCGGCGCAGUGGGAGGCGUUGUAA